Messenger RNA from Hyaena hyaena (striped hyena), 2077 nucleotides. It is a transcript of the gene NRSN2, whose product is annotated as neurensin 2. The transcript has 3 exons. Gene Ontology annotation, cellular component: neuron projection; transport vesicle; neuronal cell body. The record is from RefSeq and is a predicted model, not a curated record. NCBI's taxonomy places the organism in Eukaryota, Metazoa, Chordata, Mammalia, Carnivora, Hyaenidae. The coding region runs from base 229 to 843 and encodes 204 amino acids. Gene Ontology annotation, biological process: nervous system development.
GCUCGGCUCUCGCUCCGGCUCCCGCUCCCGCUCCGCGGAGACGGCAGGCAGAGAGGUGAGCUCAGCCCUGCUCCGCGAGGGGCCCGACCCCCCACCCCGCCUUCUCUCGGGUUCCGGGGAACCCCGCCCGCACCCCCUGCACGGCCACGGCCAGCCUCGGACCGGACGGCGGCGCCCAAGCCUCGGUGUGCCUCGGGCUUUAGGAGCUUGCUUCGCCCACAGAGAUCCAUGAUGCCAAACUGUGACCGUUCCUGCGGCUGUAGCCGUGGCCCCAACGUGGAAGACGGCAAAUGGUAUGGGGUCCGCUCCUAUCUGCACCUUUUCUAUGAAGACUGUGCAGGUAUGGCCCUCGGCGAUGACCCUGAGGGGCCUCCUGUCCUGUGUCCCCGCCGACCCUGGCCCUCACUGUGCUGGAAGAUCAGCCUGUCUUCGGGAACCCUUCUCCUGUUGCUGGGGGUGGCGGCCCUGACCACUGGCUACGCGGUGCCGCCCAAGCUGGAGGGCAUUGGAGAGGGGGAAUUCUUGGUGUUGGAUCAGCGGGCAGCCGAUUACAACCAGGCUCUGGGCACCUGCCGCUUGGCAGGCACGGCGCUGUGCGUGGCGGCUGGGAUCCUGCUGGCCAUUUGCCUGGUUUGGGCCGUGGCCGGCUGGCUGAGCCAAGACACCAAGGCAGAACCCCUGGACAUCGAAGCGGAUGGUCACGUGGAGAUCUUCGGGGACGAGCCAGAGCAGCAGCUGUCCCCCAUCUUCCGCGAUGUCAAUGGCCAAUCUUGGUUUUCACCACCUGCCAGCCCCUUUGGGCGAUCCUCUGUGCAGACCAUCCAGCCGAAGCGAGACUCUUAAGCUGCCCACAAGGCUAGAGGAGGAGCCAGACCUGGGGUCUGGACCAUUCCUCUGUCCCAUCACAUCCUGCCCUCCAACUGUCUCCUGAUUUCCCCCUGAGAAGCCGGUCCCUUCCACCUAUGUCCCCACAACACCCAGCAAAUCCCAGUGUCCCUCCCCGGGGAUCGGGCCCCAACUCAUCCAAGAUGCCAACUUUCCCCAAGUCCCCCCAAAACUUCCCACCCACCCCUCCUUCCCAAGGCCCUUCAGGAGUAGAACCCAUCCCCCUCAAUCUAUCCUCGCUCUACUCUGACCCUGGGCAAGUCCCGCACCCUUUCAGACCGUCAGUUCCUGUCUGCGUACUCUGAGGGGGUUGGAUCAGAUUCUAGAGUUCCAUGACUUCCCUAUUCUACCCAGAUAUAAGCAUUACUCUCCAUAUGCAAAGUUGGGGGGAAGGGUGGUAAGGUCGUCUUUAUCCCCUGACCCCUUCAUCUGUCAGCCGCACCAGGAUGCCCGAGGAUGGUUCAGAACGCUCACUUGGAUUCUCCUCCAGGAUGGUGCGAAAACAGUCACCUCCUGCGGACUGUAUUCUAUGUCCAUUUUGGUGUCAGAGCCCCUGAGGCCACCCCAUCAUGGGCUGUUCUCAGCCCCAGUUUACAGAUGAGGUGACCAAGGGAGGCUGGAAGUCUGCAGGAAUUUGGACCCCUGUCUUCAGCCUCCUCCCCGGCCAGCUCUUGUGCUGCAUGUGGAACAGGGAACCUGCUGGACACCUCAAGGGGUGGGGGACAGUUUUGGCCCAGAGAGCCUGGCUGGAGGCUUGAUGGUCCCAGGUAGCUCAGAAGAUAAUUUGGACGUGCGUUUAAAUGGUCUUUAAGAGCCCAGGGGGAGGAGAACCGGGAUGUCUCUGCCGAGGAAAAUGCACUCAUCUAGAAAGCAUCACCCAUAGGUCCUGACCUCCCUCACCUGUAAUGAAUGUGCCCUCCACCCUCCAUCCUGCAGCGGCUCUGGCCAGACGCAUCAUCUCCAUUCUUACCACUAGGGGGCGCUCCGAGACAGCCGGAGAGAGGCGCCGAUGGACUCCGCCGCAUGCCCUCCCCCCUCGCCCGCACCUCCAGCCUGGAGGGGUCUCCCGGGAGGGUCCUCCGUUCUCCCCCUCCCGGCAGGCACUGCCGCCCUUGUGCCCCAGGCCCCUUCCCCAUCCUGCGCCUCUUUCAUCUUACCCUCCCUUUCAAUAAACAGCUGGGAUGGUUACCGA